AUGUCUAGGUCCGCCCCCGCACUCAGGCAGUUGGUCAACGUCUCCAACAAUAAUACAGUUUCGGCUAUUCACUCGACCCAUCGACGGGUUUUCAAUAGCUCCGCGAGGAGCUGCAAUGUAAUUUCUCGUGCAAAGCCAUGCUUAUUGCCGGAAUUUUCCCUCAGGGAUAAAGUAGUGGUUGUGUCCGGUGGCGCUCAAGGACUGGGACUUGUGCUGGCUGAGGCUCUGCUCGAGGCCGGCGCAACAGUUCACGCCAUUGAUAGACUUCCCUCUCCUGCCAAUGAUCUCAGUUCAACAUUCUCUAGCAUCUCCAAGAGAGCAAAGGACGAGCUUGGCACUUUUCUAACCUACCAUCAAGCAGAUGUCAGGGAUGUCUCAGUUCUAAACCAAAUCAUGGAAAACAUCACCAACCAGUCCAGUCGCCUGGACGGGCUUAUUGCUGCCGCAGGCAUCAACCAAGAGACCCAGGCUCUGGAACACACCGCCGACGUGGCCAACCGUAUAUUGGGGAUUAAUGUCACAGGCGUCUUCAUGACGGCACAGGCAGCCGCUCGUCAAAUGGUUCGCCUCAAGAAGCCAGGCAGCAUUUGCCUCGUCGCAAGCAUGAGUGGUACCAUCGCCAAUAAGGGCAUGUACGCACCUGCGUACAAUGCGUCCAAGGCAGCCGUCAUACAGUUGUGCAGGAGUCUGGCGGCGGAAUGGGGCCAGCACGGUAUCCGGGUGAACUCGCUCUCUCCAGGCUACAUUAUGACCGAGAUGCUGCAAAAUCUUUUUGACGGCUUCCCUGAGCGCAAGACCCUAUGGCCAACAGAAAACAUGCUCAGCCGCCUGAGUAUGCCGCAUGAGUAUCGUGGUGCAGCUGUGUUUUUGCUGAGUGAUGCUAGCAGUUUCAUGACAGGUAGCGACCUUCGUAUCGACGGAGGCCAUGCGGCUUGGUGA
Molecule: messenger RNA, 939 nt
Organism: Metarhizium album ARSEF 1941
Lineage: Eukaryota; Fungi; Ascomycota; Sordariomycetes; Hypocreales; Clavicipitaceae
Product: NAD(P)-binding domain protein
Exons: 3
Coding region: 1-939 (312 amino acids)
Cellular component (GO): intracellular anatomical structure
Molecular function (GO): oxidoreductase activity, acting on NAD(P)H, oxygen as acceptor
Source: RefSeq, a predicted model, not a curated record